Molecule: messenger RNA, 1185 nt
Organism: Otolemur garnettii (small-eared galago)
Lineage: Eukaryota; Metazoa; Chordata; Mammalia; Primates; Galagidae
Gene: CTSE
Product: cathepsin E
Exons: 9
Coding region: 1-1185 (394 amino acids)
Biological process (GO): proteolysis
Cellular component (GO): endosome
Molecular function (GO): aspartic-type endopeptidase activity
Source: RefSeq, a predicted model, not a curated record
AUGAAGAUGCACCUGCUUUUGCUGCUGGUGCUCCUGCACUUGGAGCAGGCCCAAGGAUCACUUCACAGGGUGCCCCUCACAAGGUAUCCAUCCCUCCGGAAGAAGCUGCAGGAACCGGACCAGCUCUCUGAGUUCUGCAAAUCCCUGGAUUUGGAAAUGACCCAGCAGAACAAUUCCUGCUUAAUGGCCCUGGCUGUCAAGGAGCCCCUCACCAACUACCUUGAUGUUGAAUACUUUGGCAACAUCUCCAUUGGCUCUCCACCACAGAACUUCACUGUCUGCUUUGACACUGGCUCCCCCGAUUUCUGGGUCCCCUCUGCGUUUUGCAAGAGCAGAGCCUGCAAGAAACAUGCCAAGUUCUGCCCUUCCCAGUCCAACACUCACACUCGAUUGGAAGGGAAAACUUUCUCCAUUCAAUACGGAACUGGUAGCUGUUCUGGGAUCAUUGGAGUCGACCGAGUCUCGGUGGGAGGACUGACGGUGCCUAACCAGCCGUUUGGAGAAGCUCUCAAAGAGCCAGGCAAGGUCUUUGCCCAUGUGCAAUUUGAUGGCAUUAUGGGCCUGUCAUACCCCUCCUUGGCCGAGGACGGGAUGACCCCAGUGUUUGACAACAUGAUAACUCAGAAACUGGUGGAUCAACCAAUUUUUUCCAUCUACAUGAGCAGUACUAACCAAAAAGGUGGUAAAGGGAGCGAGCUGAUUUUUGGAGGCUAUGACCACUCCCAUUUCACUGGGCGCCUGAAUUGGGUCCCGGUCUCCAAGCAAGAAUACUGGCAGAUUAAGGUGGACAAAAUCCGUGUGGGACGCUCUGUGAUGUUGUGCUCCAAGGGCUGCCAGGCCAUUGUGGACACAGGGACCUCCUCCAUCACUGGCCCUUCUGACGACAUCAGGCAACUGCAAAAGGCCAUCAGGGCAGUACGCAGGAAAAAUGGAGAUUAUACUGUGAGGUGUAACAAACUCAAAGUCAUGCCAGAUGUCACCAUCGUCAUCAAAGGAGUCUCCUACACCCUCAAACCAACUGCCUACACUCUGCGGGGAAAGAAGUUCUGCAGAACUGGAUUUGAAGAAUUUGAUAUCUCAGAUGACGAGCCCCUCUGGAUCCUGGGGAAUGUCUUCAUUCGACAGUUUUACUCAGUCUUUGACCGUGGGAAUAACCGUGUGGGCUUGGCCCGUGCAGUUCACUAA